GAGUCACUAAUCAGUAGCGAAUUAAAAUCUGCUUUGUCAAUGUCGAUUGACGUGAACACUGCCGAUGAUCAUCACCAGCCCGCAGCAAUCUUAGGGGUCUCCCCUGGUCUCCCAGGUAUUCUUCAGGUAUCACUGCACGUCACUACCGUCUCACACAUCAAGAUGGCAGUAUUGAUUAUCACCACCGUAAUACAUGCGACAGUGCAGGAGGUAGAGUAUAAAGGUCGGUACGGUCAUCGACAAAGCAGUCUAAAACUACACAAACCAACCCUCUUACAAUAUGUCUGAACAACUCUUCAAGUCUUUUGCUAUCAUCGGCGCAGGCCCUAACACCGGAAUUCAUAUCGUGAAGGCUUUCCUUGCCAUUGGCGCCCCAAUUCUCGUCAUCGCACGGCCAGCUUCCACGAACGUCGCUGCGCUCCCUGCUGAUGAUCCAAACCUGACGGUUGUGCGCGCAGACUAUACGUCUGCAUCAGAGAUCUCCACAGUUCUUCGCGAGUAUAAAGUAGAUGUUCUCAUAUCGACUGUCACACUUGUUUUCGGCGGCGUAGUCGGCCAGACUGUUCUCGCCGACGCUGCCAAGGAGGCAGGUGUGAAGCUCUUCCUACCCAGCGAGUUCGGCAUCAAACCACAAUUAGCCAAAGGUGGCUUAGCUUUUCAAAAGACUGACUUCGCAGUUUAUGCAAAAUCAAUCGGACUACCAACUCUCCGCGUCUUCAACGGAUUGUUCUACGAAUUCGUCCCCUGGCUCACCGCGCUGGCUGAUACUGGCAAGUUCCAUAUCGUGAACAAAGGAGAAACGUCAGGGUCCUUCACUGCAGUAUCCGAUGUUGCAGGAUACGUGGCUCAUAUCCUUACCACUCAACCUCCAUCUCGUCUGCUUGAUGUUGAAAUUCAAAUCGAGGGCCAAAGGGCAACACUCUCAGAAAUUGGGGCCUUAUAUAAAGGCCGUGCACCUGUAGUAUACUGCGAUCACCUCCCUACGGAAGGCGUGGUAAACGCGCACUUCCGUACAUUCUUUCAGAAGCAUAUUGAGGCCGGGGGAGGAAGUUGCGGGUGGAAUCCUGUGACAGAGUCGGACGACGCGGAAUCAGCUAGCAGGGAUAACUCGCUUUGGGAGGGGCACCACUGGUUGACUGUUUCGGAGGCUCUUGCGUAGUAACUGGAUUUAGGUAGUCAACUCUGGAGUUUCUAUAUCAUGGGGCCCAUACAGUAUUUUCGCAAUUUAGAUGAAUAACGCAUUUCCCACUAG
Molecule: messenger RNA, 1252 nt
Organism: Suillus plorans
Lineage: Eukaryota; Fungi; Basidiomycota; Agaricomycetes; Boletales; Suillaceae
Exons: 4
Coding region: 281-1159 (292 amino acids)
Source: RefSeq, a predicted model, not a curated record